Molecule: messenger RNA, 546 nt
Organism: Lentinula edodes (shiitake mushroom)
Lineage: Eukaryota; Fungi; Basidiomycota; Agaricomycetes; Agaricales; Omphalotaceae
Exons: 3
Coding region: 1-546 (181 amino acids)
Source: RefSeq, a predicted model, not a curated record
AUGACUGUCCUGCAGGAUACGUUGAACAAUCAACCAGAACAUCGAACAUCGUAUACUUGCAUAAUCUUCUACAGAUGGUACACGCAGGACGGAAAAAAUCGUGGUCGCGUUAUGGCUCGAACGGUUGCUAAGACCUUGGAGGCCAUGGGAGUCACAGUAUGGCUUGACCAGCAGCAAAUGAGCAGACAAGCGACUCGAGAACAGGUUAUCGCUGGUAUACACAAAGCAUUUCAGCGUGUGCAAUAUGUGAUCAUUCUUGCCGCACCUGGAGAUUGGGAUCGCUUUGUGAAUGAGGACGACAUUCAUCGCUGGGAAUGGGAAAUUAGUUUGAAGAGCAGAAAGCCAGUUUGGGUACUGCAGUACGAAACGAUUUGUCCUCGACUUGACCUUCUUCAAACCAAUCUUGUCCACGAGCUGUUGCUGUUCAGUAACUUCCUUGCAGAUCUUGUUCUCAAAAGGAGCAUCGAGGUGCGCAGUAUAACGACGGAGAAUUUUUACGAUGUAUUGGAGGAAAUAACGAAGCGACCUUGUAUAAAAACAUUGUAA